CAAGGUAGAUAUCUUUCAAGAAUGAUGGACCAAUCAAGAUACUGGGAAGACUUUGUUAAUGAGAAAUUGGUGCAAGGAGGUGCGGUCACUGGUAUUUGCCUAGUCUCACAUCAAGGAGUCUGCUUGUAUUCCAUGGGUCUGCUAAAAGAUUUUGAGAAGACUUGUGAUGUGAAGCAGAUCCUUCAUCUCUUCAAUGAUUCACGGAAACAGAAGACAAGUCUACUGAGUGUUUAUGUGACAGGUCAAGGGUCACUCUCUUUCCAGGUGCAUCAACAAACAAAUUGCAGCUUAAUUGCAACUUCAGCAGGCAGCCAUAUUGGAUUGCUGAUGGGGAACUUACCGCAUGGGAUUCUGGCAUGUACAUAUACCCAUAGAGAACCUGAGAUUGGAAGAGCGAAGAAACAGUUUGAAGAAGUUUGCCGUCUGCUCCGAUCAUGACAGGAGAACUAGAAGUCAAGUCAUCUCUGUGAUUGGAAAGUCAUCCAGAUAAUUCAUGACCGUCUAUGUUCCUUACUAGGAUGAGCUGAAUGAGGAGGUUGGCAUAGCAAUGUCAUUCCUAAUCGACAUUUCAUGUACAUGAUAUAUGGAAACUGUGAGUUGGCUCAAUCUGUCAGAGUGUCUGCCAUUUUGAACGGAAGAAUCAUGUGUUUGAACCCAACUGGGGCAGAUGUCUGAAGCCUGUUUUGUGUCGAGUGUGCCCUAGUUUUCUCCUUUUCCAGAGACUAAAAACGAGGAAAUUUGAAAAAUCCCACCAGAAGCACUUCUGGAAUACUAUAUAUUUUUUAAGGGGGAGGGCUUGUGGGGGGAACCUAGGGUUUCUUGCAUGAAUUUUCUACACAUGCCUUGCAAAAAAUUGGGCCAGGGAGAGGUCAAGAGACAACAAUAUAGGUUAGGACCCAUAAAGAUUUGUGGCUUCUGUAGAAAGAUCAGUAACAGUGAAAAGGGUCAGAAGGAGGCCUCGUGAGUGUUCUUUGAUGAUGUCUUUGCAGAUUUUGGAGGACAAGGAAGUGGAGAAAUAAUGCUACUAGAUUUAGAUCAAAUCACUUGGAAAGAAAAUUGCUUGAGAAGUGGAUAGGGUCACUAAACCUGACUUUGGACAGGUUACUUGGACAGAUCACCUGGACAGAUCAAGCAAUUGUCAUUUUAAGUGAUUUUCAUUGUUUCAUGAAUAGUAUACAAAUAUACACUGUCUUUAGAGGUUCUGGUUAAAACUAUGCGCAAGA
This is a messenger RNA of Strongylocentrotus purpuratus (purple sea urchin), 1223 nucleotides long. RefSeq lists its product as uncharacterized. Bases 22 to 438 code for a protein of 138 amino acids. NCBI's taxonomy places the organism in Eukaryota, Metazoa, Echinodermata, Echinoidea, Camarodonta, Strongylocentrotidae. The transcript is spliced from 4 exons. The record is from RefSeq and is a predicted model, not a curated record.